Hirundo rustica (Barn swallow) is the source of this 2049-nucleotide messenger RNA. It is a transcript of the gene REDIC1, whose product is annotated as chromosome 4 C12orf40 homolog. NCBI's taxonomy places the organism in Eukaryota, Metazoa, Chordata, Aves, Passeriformes, Hirundinidae. Bases 16 to 2049 code for a protein of 677 amino acids. The record is from RefSeq and is a predicted model, not a curated record. The transcript has 11 exons.
AAACUUAAGUCAAAAAUGAAGCUCCUGGAUGUAUCAUCUCCUAAAAGUUCAGCAGUCAGUUUGGAUCUUCUUAAUCUCUAUGUGGUUAACCAGAUAUCAACCAAGAAAGACAACACCGAGAACGUGAGGAAGCCAGUCCAUGUUGAUAUCAUUGAAGAUAGAAACAAGCCUGUCAGGAGACAUAACUUAGAGCUUCCUAUGUCACCCCUACGUACACAACAUAAGUCAAACUUAGAUCAUCUCCAGAGCAGGUUAAAAAAGCAAAUUUUGGACAGCAGAAGACAGCAUCUCUCAGAAAAAGUAAAAUACCAGCAUAAUCUGUCACAAGUAACGGCAUUAGAAAAUGUUGAUUCUAGUAUGGAAAAUGAAGACAACAUGGCAAGAGUUUUUAGUGCUUGUCCAUUGCCCUCCUCUGGUUUUCAGUUCUCUAACUGUACACAGCUUUCUGGAGAAAAUUUCAACACAAACAUUUGGGAACAGACCUAUGAAAACAAACUGCAAAACCAGCCAGGAAACAGCUUUGAUCAAGACCCUUGGAAUACAAAACCUCCAAGCCAGUUUAUUUUCAGGAAGUCUGAUGCAGUGCCUCAGGAACUGUUCAAGCCAUUUGAUAGGCCAGACCACAUGAAUUCUGCCAGGAAAAAUCCAGUGAUAAUAACCUGUAAUGAAUCAGAAAACUGUGAAGGAAUAAAAGAACCAAUAUUUGAUGUGAAAAAAACUGCAGAACUGAAAAGUCCCCAAUACGGAAGUGGUUGUUCCUUUCUGGCACUAUUUGAAGAUGAGUGUCAACCAAUACAUAAUAAUCCUUCCACAAAGCAUUUAAAUCCUUUUUCUAUCCAAAGCAAUACUGACAUUUUUUUCACUGUUCCUGACAUUAGAAAUCAAAUUACCAACAGAAAUUAUUCUUAUGACACUAGUAGGGCUUAUCCUGCAAUCAAUGCAAAAGAAAAUUCUGUAGACAGACACCUUGAAGGUAUUUUCACAGCUCCAGAACAGGUUUUCCUUAAGAGUAACAAUGUGUCAAGUACAAGCUACAGGGAAACCGGUGGAUUUCAUAAAACCCACCUGCAGAACUGCCAUGAGGGACAGCGCUACUUCAUACCCUGUGAAAUGAAAGAAAAAAGAGCAAACCUUGAAAAAAUUGAGACAUUUGCUUAUCACCAUGAUCAGCAGAAUAGCUUAAAGGAGAAUGUGCAGAAUUGUUCAAGAAAAAAAAGUGACAAAACGUCUGUGGAAGAAACAGCCUGGACUCAGAACCAUCUCUUUGUAUUUAAAGAGUUCACAACAGCACAAGAGAAAGGGUAUAAGUUUGGACUGAGUUCAUAUCUUCAUGAGAUGGAGAUGGGUCUGGAGACACCACUCAGCAACCAGUCUCACAGUUACUCUCCCAGGCAGACUGAGAGCUAUUUGAGCUCUAGUCCUGACACAUCUGAUGAAGAAGACACAGCCGAAAUGAAGGAAUAUCUGAAUGAACAAUCCUGGAAGGCAUACAAUGCCAACCUAUCCUCAGCCUCAGCAAGCAGAGAGGCCCCGCAGAGCUCUCACACCCGAAGUGUGGGUAUGCAGUCCAGCGGUACUUUGGCUAGAGAAGAAGCAAACAACCAUCAGGAGAAAGACUCUAUUUUUUGUCCCACAGAGCAGGAAAAUAAAACCCACACAGUCCUGUCUCAGGGCCCAUCACACCGCACCCUUAAGAGGGAGCACGCCACCCGCAACACCAGCUGCGAUGUUUGGUCGCAGACCGAGGGCUCUGCGACAGAAGUAGAGAAGGUGGAUGUGGGCACCCAGUGUGGCACCUUGAGGGUGUGCAGCUGUGGGGGAUCCCUCCCCGCAGCCCGCAGCCCAGGCCGGCUCCCUCCCCGCAGCACCGCCGGCACCGCGGGAGAGCACGAACGGCCAGCGCAGGAGGUGCCGCAGCCCGCGGGCACCGGCAGCGCGGCCGGCACAGACGCCUUCUGCUCUGAGGCCGAGUACCUGAGCUUGGCUGGCAGGAGGACCCUAGAGGUGCUGAGCUACAUUGAUAAAAUGAAGGAGAGAGAUAAGCAGUGA